Oppiella nova is the source of this 471-nucleotide messenger RNA. Lineage: Eukaryota; Metazoa; Arthropoda; Arachnida; Sarcoptiformes; Oppiidae. The record is from the annotation of a GenBank genome assembly.
GGUGUGAGUGCCAACCUGUUUGGCAUAUUUGAUGCCUCCGUGUCCACUACGGCUGAAGUGGAGUGGGAGUUGGGACAGGAAUCCAGGGAGACCCGGGGCAGUCAGUUGUCCACAACAAACGAGUAUAAGAUAUCCGUCAAAAAGACAGUGAAUAUACCGGAAAAUCAAUGCAUUAAAGUGCUGUCGUAUGUGAAAUGGAUCAGCGACUUAGCACUGCCCUAUACCGCGACUAUUAACGUCAAGAUUACAAGCAAGUCCGGCAUGGAAGUGGACAUGGAGUUGACUAAAAAGUUGGUUAAGUUGUUUUUUGAUCAGGAACAGUGGGAGGAUAGCAAAGUGCUUAAGUUUAAUACAACUGGUUCAUUUGUGGGCUCGUUUGGCCUGGAUAAGUAUAUCGAGAUUAAUAAAGUUGGUAAUACGUGCAGAUGUGAGGGCACACCACAGAGAUUGCAAUUUCUCAAAGCUACUCUU